AUUGUGCUUUAGGCAAUAAUGUGAAGUUGGUAUGAAGGAAAUGAUUGGAAAGAGAUGGAGAAUCUCUUAUAGCUUGUUUGAAGGCAAGUAGAGUGAACCUCAAUGUAGAAUGUACAAAUGAAGCCCAACAAUCAUGACAAGUUCUCUUCAGGUAGUAGCUUUGAGGAGUUAAUCUGUUUGAAUAGGUUGAGAGACAAAGAUGCUAGCUCUUCAGUACCUACUAAUUUUAUGACUUGGUUCUCCCAAAACGUAAUUGAUGGCAUGACUAUUGUUCUUGUAUGGGGCUAAAAUGAAAACUUUAGUGAAUAUAGAGGUCAAAAUUGUUGUCUAUCAUGGGGGGGAUUUUUCUCAUGAGUCUUUGUGGAAUUUGAAUUAUUUCAUUAGUGAUUCUCCUGGGAGCAUUGCUGUGGCGAGGAGGGAGUAAGUAUCCCUCAUGCAAGCGCAGCGGAAGAUGAGAAUUGCUCAUUAUGGAAGAAAGCCUGUGAAGAUUUACGGGAAAACAACUCAAAUUGACUCUUCUUUGAUGGCUAAUACUACUCAAGAGGAGAAGAGAUGUAGUUUCAUUACACUCAAUUCAGAUCCUUUGUAUGUUGCUUACCAUGAUGAGGAAUGGGGAGUUCUCGUCCAUGACGACAAGAUGUUGUUUGAAUUGCUUGUCCUAACCAGUGCAAAAGUUGGGAUGGAUUGGACUUCUAUCUUGAGAAAACGCCAUGAUUUCAGGGCUGCUUUUGCCAGGUUUGAUACAAAAAUCGUCGCCAACUUCACAGAAAGACAAAUAGCAUCAGUGGCCACAAAUUGCAACCUGGAUUUAAAAAAGGUUUGAGGUGCUGUCAACAAUGCUAACAGUAUCCUCCAGGUUCCUGAACACAUAUCUACUUGUUGGUUGCUGCCACGAUGAAGUCACUCAUACGUACAAAUGGAAAACUAUAAUGACUGAAGAUGAGCACUAUGAAUAUCUUCGUCACUUCAGGUAUUCAGCUUUGUAGACAUUGAUUCACUUGUUAGUAGAUAUAUAACAUUUCAUAUGACACCAUUCAAGUUUCGUGGAAUAAUUUUGUUGUAAUCAACAACCUAACCACAUAUUUAAACCAUCCUUUCUAUCCUUUUCUUCUCUGUUGCAUGGCCAUUAUUGGAGAUAAAAUGAAAUUGAUAUAAAAUACAUCAAAAAGGAAGCAUUGUCCAAUUUGAAUUUCUGAUGCAAAAGAGUAGAAACAUAUGAAGCUAUUGCUGAUUCUCUUUUUAUUGGUUUUGGUGAUCGGG
Magnolia sinica is the source of this 1260-nucleotide messenger RNA. RefSeq lists its product as uncharacterized. Gene Ontology annotation, biological process: base-excision repair. Bases 434 to 823 code for a protein of 129 amino acids. The record is from RefSeq and is a predicted model, not a curated record. Gene Ontology annotation, molecular function: DNA-3-methyladenine glycosylase activity. Lineage: Eukaryota; Viridiplantae; Streptophyta; Magnoliopsida; Magnoliales; Magnoliaceae. The transcript has 5 exons.